UGCAUACACUCCAUCAUUACAAUGAAGCUCCCAUUCAUGAAUCCAGAAAUCGAAGGGGAAGCACGACAAUCCCCACCAUUAACAGAAUCCGCUGGCUCUGUUGAUCAAGAGAAACGACGAAGUAGUUCCUUCGAUGAGUCGAAGAUUCCUUGGGUAACAUGGCGAUCAUUGACUCUUGGUGCCUUCGUAUCAAUUGGAGGAAUUAUCUUUGGUUAUGACACUGGACAGAUUUCGGGAUUUCUGGAAAUGAAGAAUUAUAAACAGCGCUAUGGACAGGAACGAAGUGAUGGGACUUUUUAUUUUAGUAAUGUUCGAUCGGGAUUGAUUGUCUCUUUGUUGUCUAUUGGAACCUUGAUAGGUGCCCUUAUAGCUGGUCCACUUGCAGAUCGGAUUGGUCGAAAAUGGUCAAUCUUCGCAUGGUGUAUUAUGCUACAUAUUGGUCUGAUUAUUCAGAUCUCUUCUCCUAGUGGGAAAUGGUAUCAGAUGAUGAUGGGUCGGUUCAUUACUGGAUUUGGUGUUGGAUCUUUAUCAUUACUGGUACCCAUGUAUCAGGGUGAAAUUGCACCAAGGCAUAUUCGUGGUGCUAUGGUUUGCUCCUACCAAUUAUUCGUCACACUGGGUAUAUUCGUCGCCUACUGCAUCAACUUCGGCACCGAGACGAUGGAUAAUACUGCAUCCUGGCGAAUUCCACUAGGAAUCACGUUCCUCUGGGGUCUUCUCUUAGGUCUUGGAAUGCUGCUCUUCCCAGAAAGCCCACGAUAUAACUAUCGAAAUGGACAAGUGGCAGCUGCGAAAACAACUAUGGCAAAGUUGUACGGUGUACCCGAGAACCACCGUGUCAUUAUUCAUGAGAUCCUUGAAAUCCAAGAACAGUUAGAAGCUGAGAAGGCAUCUCGCGGUGGGAUGUAUGGUUGGGUUGAGAUGAUGCAGGCUCCACGAAUGCCAUAUCGAAUUGUUCUUGGUAUGGUGCUUCAAGCAUUGCAACAACUUACCGGUGCCAAUUACUUCUUCUACUAUGGAACUACCAUCUUCAAUGGAGCCGGAAUCAGCAACGUCUACGUAACACAAAUGAUCCUCGGAGGCGUAAACUUCGGUACAACAUUCGGUGGUCUCUACGUGAUCGAGCACUUUGGUCGCCGCAAGUCGCUGAUCGCAGGCGGGAUCUGGAUGUUUGUCUGUUUCAUGGUCUUUGCAUCAGUGGGCCAUUUCUCACUUGAUAUUAAAACACCUGCGAAUACUCCCGGCGCCGGCAAAGCAAUGGUUGUCUUUGCUUGUUUGUUCAUCACUGGAUUCGCAAUGACAUGGGGUCCGAUGGUUUGGGCUAUCGUUGCAGAGCUUUAUCCAUCACGAUACCGUGCAAGGGCGAUGGCCUUGGCAACCGCGUCGAAUUGGUUGUGGAAUUUCUUGAUUGGGUUCUUCACGCCCUUCAUUACCAGUGAUAUUGACUUUGCCUAUGGGUACGUCUUUGCUGGGUGUCUUUUCUUUGCCGUUUUGGUGGUUUAUUUCUUCGUUAUUGAGGGUAAGGAUAAGACUCUCGAAGAGAUGGACAUGAUGUAUGUUAUGCGUGUGCCGCCGUGGAAGAGUAGUCAGUGGACUCCUCCGGCACCAGAACAUCAACUCACCACAAGUCAGCUUAUGGAUCGUCGGGUUGCGGAACAAUAUGGCCAGGAAGAGGAGGAAAAUGCAAAUAAGAAGCAGGGUGAAACGCCGGGUCAUGUACAUGCGGAGGAUCCUAGCCUGGCUGGUCCUUCUGAGUCAGCUGCUUAA
This is a messenger RNA of Penicillium malachiteum, 1767 nucleotides long. RefSeq names its product sugar porter family MFS transporter. Gene Ontology annotation, biological process: transmembrane transport; carbohydrate transport. Gene Ontology annotation, molecular function: carbohydrate:proton symporter activity. The record is from RefSeq and is a predicted model, not a curated record. Gene Ontology annotation, cellular component: plasma membrane. The annotation marks the transcript as partial. Lineage: Eukaryota; Fungi; Ascomycota; Eurotiomycetes; Eurotiales; Aspergillaceae. The transcript has 4 exons.